Molecule: messenger RNA, 924 nt
Organism: Aspergillus tubingensis
Lineage: Eukaryota; Fungi; Ascomycota; Eurotiomycetes; Eurotiales; Aspergillaceae
Product: telomere maintenance SDE2 family protein
Exons: 1
Coding region: 1-924 (307 amino acids)
Cellular component (GO): nucleus
Source: RefSeq, a predicted model, not a curated record
AUGGCGUCCCAAAACGUCAACAUCCUAUUGUCGACCUUUCCCGGUCUCUCACUUCCAUCAACACUCUCCUUCGCGCUACCAUCAUCAUCCAGCGUCGCUGACCUGACGGACAAAAUCGCCUCAUACCUGCCUCCUUCUCUGCCACUCAAUCGUCUGGUCUUGACAACAACCAGCAACAAGCAACUUCUCCCCUCAUCCGAAUCCAUCGCAUCCUACCUCAUCAGCACCAAUGACAACCUCGCCACAGCCUCCAUUCUCCCCCUCCGCCUCAGCGCCCCCCUAUGCGGUGGUAAGGGAGGUUUCGGAUCCCAGCUCCGUGCCGCUGGUGGGCGGAUGUCCAGCAAGCGCAAGCGCAACCAAGGCGACGACAAUGGAUCCAGCCGCAACCUCGAUGGCCGUCGUCUACGCACAGUCAACGAAGCCAAGGCAUUGGCCGAGUACCUCGCUCUCAAGCCAGAGAUGGACAAGAAGGAGAAGGAGGAGCGCCGGCGUCGGUGGCAGGCUGUUGUCGAGGCGGCGGAGAAGCGUCAGGAGGAGCUGAAGAACGGGGGUGGCAAGCAGAAGAUUGACGGUCAGUGGAUGGAGGACAAGGACGAGAUGAAUGAGAAGGCGAGAGAGGCGGUUCUUAUGGCUAUGAAGGAUGGUAUGUGGACGGAUAACUUGCGCGAUACGAUUCUGGGCGGAUCAAGCACAAGUGCUAGCCCGAGUGAGGGAAGUGGUCAGGAGACGCCCUCUAGCUCCGAGGAGGAAAGUGACGAUGAGCAGGAGAUGGAGGAUGCACCUGGACCGUCGUCGGCCGAGCCGGCGCGCAGUGCUGCACCUCGGCGGUAUAUUGGUUUUGAUGAGGAUGACGAGUUUAUGAGUGACUCGGAGGAAGAGGAGGAGGCUGAGGAUCCUAAGGGUAAGGGAAAAGCGAAGGCUUGA